UUAGAGCUCCCUGUUACUGAUAUGUAUCUGCUUUGUUUUGAUGAAGACAGACUGCUUGCAAGAGGAGGAGGAGGAGGAGAAAGUUUAGAGUGGGAGGCCAAAAAGUCUAAAAUGAAGUCAGAUGCGCAACGGGUUUUUUUUGGGAAUGAAAGGGGAGAAGGGGGUCUGCUAUUCUGACCCAGGCAGGCGAAGUUAGCGCCUGUUGGGCCGCCGUGCCACCGGACACUCCGGACCAUGACCGUGGACAGCAAGCGCAUGGAGGAGACGGACAUUGACGUAGGGGGACAGACGGAUGGUAGUGACGAUCUGAAGAAUACAGGUCUUUCAGUGAUAAAUACGAGUAAUUCCGAGUUUGCGCAAAGCGCUUCAUCCUUCACUCCUGAAGUGCGGGAGGAGGGAGACUUUGCAGCCCGGCUACAGGAUGGUCCAGACAGGAGAACCGCCUCGGUGAAGCCUCCGUACUCAUACAUCGCUCUCAUCACAAUGGCCAUCCUCCAGAGCCCGAAAAAAAGACUCACCCUCAGUGAGAUAUGUGAUUUUAUCAGCCAGCGCUUUGCGUAUUAUCGGGAGAAGUUCCCUGCUUGGCAAAACUCAAUCCGUCACAACUUGUCUCUAAAUGACUGCUUUGUCAAAAUGCCGCGGGAGCCUGGGAAUCCUGGCAAGGGGAAUUACUGGACACUGGAUCCCAUGUCGGCAGGUAUGUUUGAAAACGGGAGUUUUCUUCGGCGGAGGAAACGCUUCAAGAGGCAACAUUUCUAUUUGGGGGCGUUGAAGGACUGCAGGGCGAAGGAGCGCAGCCUGAUGCCCGUGUUUCCUCUCCUCGGAGGGCACAGGAUGAGUUCUUGUCUCCAGGCUCCUGAAUUGUACCAAGACUUGGGCUUCAGAAGUCGAUUAAGCCCCCACACUAUUCCCAGCAUCCCACAUGUAAGCAGCAUCAUACCUGCACUCUCCUCUCUCCUCUCCAACAAUUUCCCCUCAUGUCGAACGUUUGAACAUUUCGACCCCGGACGCUGCACGGCUGUCCCAUCUCUGGCUCCAAACUGCUCGUUCAUGCCUCCUGUCUCGCUGCACGGAAUGAACUACCCUGCCUCUCAGCUAUCCCAUUUCCCUACUGGGAUCCUAAAAGUUUCGUCUAAUUUAAUUUAAUGUAGCUUAAUGAUGCCUUUCUUGAACGGAAUCUUCUUAUUCUUCGACUGAGAAUAAACCCAUGGUACAUUAUGUACAAAUACAGUUUUUAAUGAUGGCAUACGCUUGCAAACAGGCCUCCAUAUUUGUUUUUGAAUAAGGGAUAUUUUACAGUUAUGUUUGGAAUAGAAUUCAGAAUGAAUUCAGAGUCUGCAAAUUGAAUUAAAUAUCAAAGUGUAUCGUCAUAGACACUAUCAAAUAAUGUAGCUUAUACGAUUCUUUUACAUUUUGGUUGAUUGUAUUACAUUUUUUUUCUCUUUGUUUCUACGAAAUUAAGACUAGACUUAACUGUACGAUUUGUGUGAAAGUAUGUGCACUAGAGCUUAAAAGAAGAAAAAAUAAAUCACAAAAGUAGGCCAUUUAUUCCAUAUUCUUAAUAUAGCCAAACUCAACGCAAAUAAUUAGGCCUUUAUACCAACAACAAUAAUAAUAUGCUUUCAAAUAAUUUUUCGGCAAAGGAGGCCGUUUAAUUUGUAAAGAUCAGAAUAAAUAACAUUUUUAUUACAAUAGGCCUACUAUAAUAAAUAAAAAGUAGGCUAGUAGCCUAUAUGUGAAAUGCAGUUAGACCUUCUUGGAUCCAAUAACAAUCCAAAUCUGCAUCUCUUAGGUAAAUGUUCAACCUAUCCGAUAUGGCCUAUGGAUUUGCACAAACACAGCCUACUUACACUUGUCUAAAAUAAAUGUAAUUUGUUCAAAUGUGACGACGUUGCUGCGUUUAUUUUGCUGUGGCUGGUGGAUCAGAUGUAAACACAUGAUCUAAGCAUGUGCACAUUUGAUUUCUCCCUCCCUUGUUAAUUGAUUAUCCGUUUGAGUAGCCUGUGUGAUUUCCUCCACAUCAUGUUUGAAAGAGGUCUUGCUUUAAAAACAGGCCUCCACAUCACAUCACACGCUGGCCUGAAUAAGCAGCGCAGUGUUCAGCAUGAAUAUCAAACACAUCUGUUCAUCUGGCCGUCAGGUAGGCUAUUACAAGUUCAAACUGCACCGUAGGCUUUAAUCGGCCUAUAGGUGCUGUUUGUUUUGUUAUGUAGAAAUAUGAGCGGUAGAAGUGCGGGUGCUUUAAGAUAGGAAAGAUUCAGAUCGUAUAGAAAAAGUAGCAACACCACAACUGAAAAAUACACAAUCAAGAUUUUCCAUAAGUACUGCAAAUGUAUGACCAGUAGGCUAAAAUGUAGUUACUGAAUAACUAAAGGUAAGGCUAGUCACCAUGCAGAUUGGCCCUUUUUUCUGAGAGAUGCAUCACUAUUUUAAGUGAAGUUUAUCUGUUAGUUCAUUAUAAAUAAAUGCAUAAAGCUGUAUUGUUUUACAUGCAAAAUGUAAUUUGUAAAUGUUUGAGGAAACUCCAUCCGAUGGCUGUAGUUACUUAAGUUAAAAGUACAACAUUUAGUUUGUAUCUGUGUUUGUAAGAGAUUAUAGUUUGUAAAACAAGGUGAGUGUGUAAGCUGUUGCGACACUAAUUUGAACAGUGGAGAUAUGUUGACUGGUAAGAAGAAGCAGUAUCAUGGGCUAAUGUGAGAUUAGAACAAAUCUGCAGUGUGAUGAUUGUUAAUCUGUUUUCCUGCAGAGUCCUGCCAUUAAUGCAAAAUAACAUUCCUUACAAGAGGAAACUCAAACUUUACAUGAACUAUCUAAUGUGUUAUAUAACCAUGCAGUUCAUUCUAUUUUUUAGUCUUAAAGUUUCACAUUUUACAAAUAAAAACAUGAGGUGCAAGGGCAUUAAUACAGCUAAGGACGUAGGAACAAUUUUUGCACUAUUACUUUGAUCAACCCCAGACGAACAAAUGUAUAAAAUAAAUCUUUCCAGGGAUGUAGCUGCUGGUGUAAGUGUGAUGUGGCUCAUCUGUAAACAGCUGCCUUCCACCUAAAUAACCCCUUAGGGAGGAGUUUGCUUUAUUCAAUUACAGCACACAGUCCUGUUUCUCUCUUUG
Messenger RNA from Sander lucioperca (pikeperch), 3110 nucleotides. RefSeq names its product forkhead box protein D2-like. The record is from RefSeq and is a predicted model, not a curated record. Gene Ontology annotation, molecular function: DNA-binding transcription factor activity, RNA polymerase II-specific; RNA polymerase II cis-regulatory region sequence-specific DNA binding. Gene Ontology annotation, biological process: regulation of transcription by RNA polymerase II; cell differentiation; anatomical structure morphogenesis. The transcript has a single exon. Lineage: Eukaryota; Metazoa; Chordata; Actinopteri; Perciformes; Percidae. The coding region runs from base 235 to 1146 and encodes 303 amino acids.